AAAUCACCGAUAUUCGUCCGAAGCAGUUCAAUACAAUUGAACAUAGACCAUUCGUUUGCUGUUUUUCGCAUUCGCACACCGCCAAGACUGCGAUUUCAAUGCUGAAGCAUUUUCAAGUCUGCAUCUUCAAAAGCCUUCGUUUUCAAAUUAUUCGCGUCGCGUGCUCAAGAAAUAAACUGAGAUACAAAUUCAUGUUGUUUAGGAUUAUGGUGACUGCGUGAUUACACAUGGAAGACUUAAAGCUACAGACCUGGUUUCCUUGUGUGUUGGUGGUGAACGCCUGCACCCAGUUCCCUAAGGAGCUUUUCCAUGAUACAGAGACAGGGUAGAGAAAAUUCUGGUUGACAGAGAAAAGCAGUGGCGUCGCCAAAGGGUGGACUGGGGUGGACAUGUCCACCCAAGUUUUCCCUGAAGUCGAUUUUCUAAUUACUCGAAAUUUGUUGAAAAACCUUUGGAGGGCGAGGGAGGUGGGCUGAUCAGAUCGAUUUCGAAAAAGCCACCGUUACGAAAAAAGCUGUUUGAGAAAGUUGCUUGCCAAAAGAUUUCGAAAUAGAUAAAAAAACACUAAAAAGGUUUUUCCAAGAGCCUGGAGGGCGUGGCCGAGAAAACUUGUUUUCGUUCACCCCAGUUUUUUCGAGCUGGCGAUGCCACUGGAGAAAAGGUGAAACGUGAAGACGGGACAAGUAAAAGGGAAGACGAAAGCUAAACUUAGCCACGAGCAGCGGGACCCAAGCCUAAUAUGUUAUCUAGGAAGAAAACUUCUUCUUAUUCACUGAGGGGCAGCACAUAGACAAACUUUGAAAAUAUAAAUAGUUUUAAAUACGUUGUAUUAUGCAUUUGAGUUGACAAUUUUGUUUUAUCAAUUCAAUAAAUCUUGUUAUUUUGAUGUGUUAAGGGAAUAGCCUGGUUAGCAGUAACAGCAAUGCUAUAACUGUUGAAGUAUUUAUUGUAAAACCUUCAGAAGGGGGGUUUUACAAACGUGAGUUCUUUGUAGGCAGAAAUUCUCAAAAAUACGGCAACGGCGGAUAAGAUCAAAAUUCUUCUUUUUAUGGCAAUCAUACGACUAACGGCUAACAACAAGUUCAACAAAUAACGACACGGCUUCAACAGGCACGACAAAACUCGCGACAGAGCUCCAAGCAGUACGACAAAACUUUCGACAAGACUGCCCCUAAAUUAUGGAACAAAGCUUUAUAUACCCUAAGCAAACCUUAAAAUAAUAAUUACGUAAUACAAAAAACAUAUUUACAGACGCUGAUGCAACCACAGCGCAAUGGUGCAAUUGUCACGUGAUACUGUCCGUGAGGGAAUUCUGUGUCGUUAUAUUAUUCUAUCUAACUAUUAGAUUGUUCUUUAUUUUUUUUAUAAGAAAGGAUGCAAUUUCAACAUUGUCUUAGCUAUGCAGGAUCAGUUCCGAAAGUGAUUGAGUAACAAAUUAACGUAAAAUUUUAUUGCAGAUAUUUUCAUGCGAGGUGCAUUAAAAGCCUGGGAACAUUGUCAGAAAACAGGGCAGGACGAUAACUUUUGAAUCGGGAAGGGGGGGGGGUGUUAUCAAACAAGCAAUGAAGACUAUAUGUGAUUAUUUAUACACUGUUGGAAAGAAAAAGGACUUUAUUUGUAUUAGAAAUAUAUUAGGACCAAUGGCUUCAACAUGCUGAAAUCCAAUAACUUUGAUUAAGCGCAUUUUGAUCAUUGCUUGGGGGGGGGGGGGGCUACGCCUCUAAGCCUCCAACUUCUGCAGUUUCUGCGAUUAUAUGUCAAAAUCUGGUGGGGAAAUUCAUAUGGAGCUAUGUGGCUCCCCUGUGGGAACCUCGUGCUGCAUGACAACUUCAAACCCUUAAUAGAUAUAGUCUUUGAUUUGGGCCUGUUAUGAAAACUUUAAAUACAAAAUUAUGCCAAUAGCUCGAUCUGUGAUAUCAGUCAAUCAUUUAAUCGCUCAAUCAUUCAAUCGCUAAAUCAUUCGAUCACUGAUAUUGUCCUCUGUUAUAUGUUUGAAGAGAACAGGGAUAAUCAAAAGGAUUUUCUAUGAAAAACUAUUGACUAUGAAAAACAUAAGUGAUUUGAAAUAAGAAUCAGUAUGCCAGGCCUUUCACUGGAUUCUCCUAUUCACCAAUGAAGAUAACGAUAAAGUGUAAGCCCGAAUAAAUAAGUCGAUGACGAACAGUAUACAGAGAAAUUGAUCAGAACGAGCGUAUCAAAAUGAAUUACUAAUAUUUUACUGUAGCAUGCAAGCCUCCAUCAGAGUGAAUCUAAGGCCAGUCGAUCCAAUCAACCAAUAGUGUCAGAUGGGGAGGAGAUUCUGACAUUUUAGAAAAUACCUAUAUUUUAGCAAGAUAAAAACAGAGUACCUGUUUAGGCACUAUCAGUCACUUGAACAUUAAAAAUUCAUAAAAUACAUUAUACCAUCCGAAUUCAUCGGCCUAAAUUAAUGAAUCGAGCCACAUGCAAUUGGAAACUUUGUGGUUUGCUAUGGAUUUGCUAUGGAUACGUUAAAACUGCUUGGAAGAAAUGUUAACAUGCCAUGAAUUUCUGUAGUUUUUCAGUGUUUUAAAGGGUGUGGACGAUGUUAUCAUUUAAAGUUUCUCCAACACUCUCUGUAUGGUUGUUGCUUGCAUUUGUUGUUGUUGCUGAUGCUGCACACAACGCUUCAGUAAUUACAGCAAAUGCCUCGUCCAUUCCAGCAACCAACCAGACUGCCAGAUGGAUAGCGGCAAACUCUUCUACAACGAUGCAAGUCACAGCUUUUCCUACAAUGAAACCAACUACUGUUGAUCAAUGUUUCGGAAAGAAAAUUUGGGCCGAUAAUCUGGUAGAUAGAGAAUGCACCACUAUUGCAUGCGCUGGCAACAUUUUCAGUAAAUUUGAAGAGUAUAUGAAAUGCAAUGAUAAGAAGGAUGAUGAUAGAGUAAGCACGAUAGCUAAAUCGACUCUGGACUACGCCGAAGCGGUUGCAGAGUCGUACGUGAAGUCUCAACCUUCCUCUGUUUUGGCAAAUGGCUCAGUCUCUUUCACCACGAACCUGUUUUUUGUCGAAGUUGGCUUUUUGAAUAGACAAAGAACCGAUCUACGUCACUUCUCGGUUAUUCCGGAUUUCAGCAAAAGUCCAGCAUCUGCUUAUCGUGGAGAGAAAGACAAGUUCAGAUUUUCGAUGAUAACCCUGAACCCUGGUGUCACAGCGUAUUACAUUCUUCUACUGAGAAAUCUAAUUUCGACUACCCAGCCAAUACAGUUUAAGGACGAAAAGCCUGCAGUUGCUGAAGAGCUUGUGAAGAAGAAGCUAUACAGUUGGCCAACACGCACUGGCAAGUGGGUUUUGAAUUCACAGAUAGCUCAGAUAGGGUUUAGUCCAAAACCAUCAUCGAUGAGUGAACCGAUUGAAGUAACAUUGUGGCACAAGGUGCAUAUAAAGAGAAAGAACCACGAAUGCGUUGUGUAUCCUGGCGCCUUGAACAACGAAUAUUCCUCAUGGACACGUGAAGGGUGCUACCGAACCUACACUGACAGACAUAAGACCGUUUGCCGAUGUAGAUAUCAAGGAACUGUUGCAGUCGUAUCUGAAAUAGACGAGGAAAUCGCUACUAAAUCUGGAUUUUCGAGAACCUUCAUCACACAGAUCUCCUUGGCAGUUACUGCAUUCAUCCUGCUUGGCCUUCUCUUGUCAAUUAUUUAUCCUGUCUAUAAAGGAUACCUACAUCUAAUGAGGGUUCGGAUAUACUUUUUCCACGACAUCGCUUGCUUCAUGGUGUACUUAUCGUUCAUACUUGGAGUGAUUGUCAGUGAUAAUCGAAAAUAUACGGACACAAUGUCCGGAUGCAUCCACUAUUUUCAGACGGCAGUGAUUUCUUGGAUACUGGUGGAAGGUGUGCAUAUCUAUCAGUCUUUCAACCCAGUGUAUGAUGCAGAUGUCACCAGCCCAACUUUCUUUUACAACACGAUUGGAUGGGGUAUACCAGCAGCAUUGUCUGGGGCAUGUGCGGGCUACCCUUACGACCUUACUGUGCUUGCUGAAUUCUCUUGGAUGAAAGUAAGUGGGUCUGGACUGCUGUAUUUUGUCAUUGGCCCGUUGUUUUCUGUGCUGGCCAUCACUCUGUCCUAUGCUCUUAUAUUUUACGAGCUUCGAAGUUAUAUUGGAGGCAAAUAUGAUUACCCGUACAGGCGUGCAAUUGAAUAUUACAAAAGAAGUUGCCUUCUAAUGAUAGUUGCAUUCCUUGCUUGGUACUCAGGCAUUAUGGCUCGCAACAAUCCUGAUAAGCUCUCCUUUAGUUUCUUUUUCCUUGCAAUGUAUGGAACACAGGGUUGUGCUAUAAUAUACAUGCAUUUUUUGAAAAACACUGAGCACCCUGUGUAUGAUAUAAGCUAUUUAUUAUUUGAUCGAAUUUGUAAACGAACUAAUGUUAAUGUUGGUUUUUUCCUAGGUAUACCAGCAGCAUUGUCUGGGGCAUGUGCGGGCUACCCUUACGACCUUACUGUGCUUGCUGAAUUCUCUUGGAUGAAAGUAAGUGGGUCUGGACUGCUGUAUUUUGUCAUUGGCCCGUUGUUUUCUGUGCUGGCCAUCACUCUGUCCUAUGCUCUUAUAUUUUACGAGCUUCGAAGUUAUAUUGGAGGCAAAUAUGAUUACCCGUACAGGCGUGCAAUUGAAUAUUACAAAAGAAGUUGCCUUCUAAUGAUAGUUGCAUUCCUUGCUUGGUACUCAGGCAUUAUGGCUCGCAACAAUCCUGAUAAGCUCUCCUUUAGUUUCUUUUUCCUUGCAAUGUAUGGAACACAGGGUUGUGCUAUAAUAUACAUGCAUUUUUUGAAAAACACUGAGAUCAUUGAAUAUCGAGAAAGCAUGAAAGCAACAAACGAUGGUAGCCUUACAGCUAGGACUGAGGAAGACAACAUCUCGAUGAUGAGUAGCGUGAAUUUAUCACAGUCUGAUUUCAAAAGUCAAGCUUCCCUCAGAAGUGGUGCGGGAAGAAGGUCAAAGCAAAGUAGGCCUAAGACAGCCGAAUCACGUGAUGACACAAUUGAAGAAGAAGGAUCUCGAAGAAGUAGCAAUAGCAGUAGCAGCAGUGAAAGUGAUGACAGUAGCAGCAGCUCUGCAGAAGAUGACGUAGAUGAGCAACAAAGUCAGCGAUAUUCUUACGGUGCGUAUACAGAAAGCAGUAGGCCAGUUUCGGCCACUACCAAAGGGUCGAUGGAAGCAGGGACUGAGGAGGGAGAUGAAGCAGCUGGUGAAAGCUCACAUGAAGAGGGAGCUGUGGAAGACGAGAACAUUGAUACGAACAGGGAAAAAGGACACCAUAGUGUUAUGAUUGAAGAUGAGAAUUUACAAAAAAGUUCGUAUGAGAAUGGUGAAGAAGUUGAUCGUAUCUUGGAGAAUCAAGAGACAGGUGAUGAUGUAGAGAGUCAAGAAAACGAUAGAGGUGAAUUGGAGGGGGACGAAGAUGCUAUUGUGAAUGAUGUAGAUGAAUCCAACGACGAAGAGAAUGCACAGGAGGGUGCUGUGAAUGAGUUGGAUGGUGAGGAAGGCAAUCAAGGAUUCAAUGCGAAUGAAUUGGAUGGCGAAGAUCAAGGAAACGAAGCAAAUGAAUCUAUUGAUGAAGAUGGUGUGAAGGAUAACAAUAAAGAAUCACUGAUUGAAGAGAACGAACAAGGAAAUGAUGUGAACGAACCAUAUGGAAAUGAAAUGCAGGAAGAUUCCAGCGGAAAUGCGGAAGGCAUUGUAGAAGGACAAGAAAUCCCAAAUCCUGCAAGCGGAGAUUCGGCAGAUGGAAGCAAUGAUGUUGACCUUGGGUACAAUGAAAAUGGUGACGAAAGCACUGCUUAAUAUCCGCGGUGUGUACAAAACAGUUUCAAGAUUUCAAUUUUCUCCCAGAUUUCACUUUACUCACAUCUGUAACCGUUGUACUUGUAAAUAGUCGAAUAUUUAAAUGUUAAGCUUGAUUAGAGGUUUGGAGGAGAAAAAAUCUUCACAAUUCAA
Molecule: messenger RNA, 5962 nt
Organism: Rhopilema esculentum
Lineage: Eukaryota; Metazoa; Cnidaria; Scyphozoa; Rhizostomeae; Rhizostomatidae
Source: RefSeq, a predicted model, not a curated record